CUUUACAUCUACACUCUCUCACAACCUCCCCCCUCACCCUCGUUCACUCCUUUUCCCCACCUAGAGACUGUACAGCCGGUCACCAUGAGCAUCCUAUCAUGGUUCUCAUGGUCUAAACCCACAGACUUUGAGACCGUCCUCUCCGAGCUUGCCAGCCAGAUCGCCGAGGCCAAGCUCUCCCUCUCAGAGAUCCGGCUCCGCGAGCGCCGAUACAUCCUCCUCGUCACUUCGUACAGCGUCACACUAUGGGCGGUGUGGACUGGACUGUGGUUCGUUGGCAUGCUUCCUUGGUGGCUGCUGGGCUGGAGGCCCGGGUCGACAAAGGCGGACGUGGCCGGUCUUGCUGGUGUUGUCGCCGGCCCUAUUCUCAUCUGGGCACUGAACCGGAUCGUCUCGUACGUCUUUGGACGCCAGCGUACUCGUGAAGAGAACCACCUUCGGUCGCUCCUCAAGAAGCAGCGAGCGCAGAUCGACGAGAUCAAGAAGAUUACAAACUAUGACUCGACUCGCAAGCUCAUCGAGCAGUAUGACACGGGUGUGAUCCCGGCGACUCCGCAGCGCCCUGGUCAGCCCGGACCCCAGACCCCACAGCGCCCUUCGCCUCAGACCCCCACGCGUCCUGGUGGCGAGCUCGGCUCUCCGCUGCCUGACGGCACUCCAGGUGCUCCGCAAGGCGGCGAUGACCAAGACGGCCCUGGUGCUCCAGGCGCGCCGGGUACGCCCAGAGCUCCGGGCCACCUUGUCGGUGCCGGCGGUACCCCCGGUCUGGCUCCUAGCACACCUGUACCCGUCCCCCAUGGCAUCUCCGCCGAGCAGGCGGCCUUCAUCCGCAUGCAAAUGCAGAACAUCCAGCCCGUCCUACCUACGCCUGAGAAGAAGUGGUACGACCGUCUGGCCGACUCGAUUCUGGGCGAUGAUCCCACGCAAGCGCCUCAGAACAAGUACGCCCUUGUCUGCGCCGAGUGCUUCACACACAACGGAUUGAUCGGCAGCAAGUACGAAUGGGAGCGAAUGCAAUGGAUUUGCCCUCGCUGCAAGCAUCUCAACCCGGCACCCUUGAGCCGCGCGCAGGCAGAGCUCACAGGCGUCGAGCUGCCAGAGCCCGAGACGCCAUCCAAGCCGCCGCCCGUGGCGCUGCCGGUUACGCCCACCGGCACGCCAGGGCACCUUCGUGCGUCACCACGCCCCCGAAGGCAGUUGGGCGAGCGCAAGGCUGCGCCGAGACUGUCACGUCUGGGCAACGAAGUGUUCUCUGCCGACGACAUUGGCGAGGACGAGGGCGGCGAUUCGUUUGACGAUGAUGCGAUGGAGGUGGACAAGUAGGAGAGGUACUCGUCUUUAUGUCAUU
Messenger RNA from Vanrija pseudolonga, 1348 nucleotides. RefSeq names its product Endoplasmic reticulum junction formation protein lunapark (gene LNPK). The transcript has 9 exons. Bases 85 to 1323 code for a protein of 412 amino acids. The record is from RefSeq and is a predicted model, not a curated record. Gene Ontology annotation, biological process: endoplasmic reticulum tubular network organization. Gene Ontology annotation, cellular component: endoplasmic reticulum tubular network. Lineage: Eukaryota; Fungi; Basidiomycota; Tremellomycetes; Trichosporonales; Trichosporonaceae.